Daldinia caldariorum is the source of this 2416-nucleotide messenger RNA. Its product is annotated as RCC1/BLIP-II. Bases 243 to 2027 code for a protein of 594 amino acids. Gene Ontology annotation, biological process: mitochondrial respiratory chain complex III assembly. The transcript has a single exon. Gene Ontology annotation, cellular component: mitochondrial inner membrane. NCBI's taxonomy places the organism in Eukaryota, Fungi, Ascomycota, Sordariomycetes, Xylariales, Hypoxylaceae. The record is from RefSeq and is a predicted model, not a curated record.
AUAAUAUGCCCCACCAUUUGCUGGCUUAUGCACGUAUUAUUUUAUGUGCGUUUUGAUUGGAUGACCUCAUUACUUUUUUUUCUAUUUCUACUGUCUCUCGACGCUGUCGCUGUCAAUUCUCCUCCCUCUGCGAAUGAUUUUAUAUAUAAAAGACCUCUAGCGAUAAUUCGGAUUGAGAUUGAAUACCUAAGGUUAGUCGUCAUCCGCUACUGGUUUGGUCCAGAACCGAAUAUUUUUCGACCAUGACUAUCGUCCGUCGAAUCGCUUUGCGCCAUGGCUCCCUCUUAUACCGUUAUCCCAAUUCCACGAAUUCCCUCAUUCGCCAAUGGCCCAGAUUAGCUAGCACUAAAACAGGAAGCAAUGGAGCUCAGAGUAAGCGUUGGAGCGCUGGAAAACUCCUAGGUGGGAUGUUAGUAGCCCUGGCUGCUGGAAGUGCCGUUGCGUUGUAUCCGGCCUUAACCAAAUCACCACCGAAACCACAACAAGCCGUUAUCGAGUACGAGAAGACACGGCCAACCAGUCACUCUAAAGAGGAAAAUCGCGACAUAAUUAGCAGCCAACAUCUCCAAGUAAAGAAGAGUUGGGAAAAUCCUGGCGUCUAUGCGUGGGGUUCUAACUCAGGUCGAGUAGCCGCACCCGACUCAACCGAUACCGUUGUGAAGACGCCACGAAGGAUACCAUAUUUUGAUGGCAUGCUACUAAGGGAUAUAAAGCUUGAUCGCGACUUUGGAGUAGCUAUUACUGAGAAUGGCAACCUUGUGCAGUGGGGCACAGCUUUCUCGAAAGCGAACCCAACCCCUGCCGAAACAUUGAAGGGUAAAGAUCUUGUCAAGGUUGAAAUAUCGCGAGAUCGUAUUAUUGCUUUGGGGAAGAACGGAACUGUUUACUCGAUACCUGUAGCAGGAGCUGACCAGACCUCUGGCAAGAAAUCGCAUCAGACAUCCUGGUUCUCUUUCUGGUCCAGUCCGGAGACCGUCAAUUAUCGACAACUAAAACCGAAGAACCUCGGCUGGGGCGAAAGCAUCAUCGAUAUUGCCAGCGGCUUAGAACAUGCCUUACUGCUCACAUCCAAAGGACGCGUCUUUUCUGCUGCUUCUAGCACAUCUGAUUUUCCUUCCAAAGGUCAAAUGGGUAUACCAGGCCUUACUUGGGCAACCCGACCCGCAGGACCUUAUGAUGAGCCUCAUGAAAUUAUCAGCUUGAAGGACUUUAAAAUUAGAAAGAUAGCGGCCGGUGAUUACCAUUCUCUAGCGCUUGAUAACAACGGGUAUGUCUUCGUUUUCGGCGACAAUACAUCGGGCCAGCUAGGCUUUGAAGUAGAGCCUGAAUUCCCUUUCAUUGAUGCUCCUAUCCCGCUGCCAUUCAACAAACUUUACAGCGGGUCGGGGAAGCAACCGCGAGUAACAUCUAUUGCAGCCGGCGGUGCGAACUCAUUCUUCACUAUAGACGCAAAGCGAGUUGCCGGUUCAAAAGAGGAUGCCGAUUCUGUUAGGGACCUGGGCCGAAUUACCGCCGAUACCUGGGCUUGUGGCUCUGGCAUCCAUGGUAGCCUAGGCACAGGGAAAUGGACGCACGUUUCACUUGGUCCUUCCAAGAUCAAGUCGCUCUCGGGACUCUUCGAGUGGGAUGAAAAGACGGAUUCCGUUGUUCCCAUUCGCCUAGCCCGAUUGAGCGCUGGCAGUAACCAUGCGGCAGCAGUCAUGGAAAACGUUACUUCCGUCAAUGCAUCUAACACCAGUUCGCCUAGCCAUACAAACUGGGGCGCAGAUGUACUAUUCUGGGGUGGCAACGAACAUUAUCAGCUGGGCACGGGAAAGAGGAAUAACACCCCCUUGCCAACUUAUAUUGAACCCCUAGAUGGCGGGGAAGGUGACGCAGAAAAAGGACGACAAGGCGAGCAUCACAGAUUUCAGAUCACACCUAGGACAACAGUUAAGAUCGGAGAGGGCGGCUCGGGAAGAAAAGUUAGUAUUGAGCAACGCGUGGAAUGUGGUCGUUUCGUGACAGCUGUAUAUUCCGGAGCAUAAAGUUUCAAGGGUCAUUUAUAUGGGAACCUCGUCGGAUUCCCCCUUGGUGUAUAUUAGGAAAAAAAAGAUAUGGUAAAAUGGGAUGGGAGGUUGGUUUGAAUCUUGGAUUGGUGAUGCUUGGCAUGAGCAUGAGGUCUUUUGAUCAUUAUGGAUCUAUAUUGAUACCCCCUUCUCAAUCUAUAACAUUUCUUGUACACAUCAAAGUCGUACAUCACCUUCAUUGUACAGCUCUCCGCUUAGGUUACUUGCGUUUGACCCUUCGCGAAGAUGUCAUCAGAUACUAAUUCGGGUUGGACUUCAGCCGAGCACGCGAUUAAUUCUCUGUUUUAGGUACCUCUCAGGUGUGUUGUUGGUUAGGUUAGGUAGGUACCUAAACUUCCAAGUUAUAC